AUGCAAAUUUAUACAGUUUCUCGAGCAAGAGAUUUUUCAAAAGACUUUUACUCAGAAAAUAAUCUUCUUAUGUGUCGCUUUUGCAACUAUAGUGUUAAUUUUAUUAAUAUUACCUUUAUUAAAUCUCAUCGUGAUAGUGAAGUUCAUCAAAGAGCAAAAAGAACAUAUCAAAAUUUACAACGUACUGAUAGACAACAAACUUUAGAAA
Molecule: messenger RNA, 208 nt
Organism: Cetraspora pellucida
Lineage: Eukaryota; Fungi; Glomeromycota; Glomeromycetes; Diversisporales; Gigasporaceae
Source: the annotation of a GenBank genome assembly